Molecule: messenger RNA, 1271 nt
Organism: Gossypium raimondii (Peruvian cotton)
Lineage: Eukaryota; Viridiplantae; Streptophyta; Magnoliopsida; Malvales; Malvaceae
Product: transcription factor HBI1-like
Exons: 3
Coding region: 495-1178 (227 amino acids)
Biological process (GO): regulation of DNA-templated transcription
Cellular component (GO): nucleus
Molecular function (GO): protein dimerization activity; DNA-binding transcription factor activity
Source: RefSeq, a predicted model, not a curated record
ACAUAAUGAGGUAAGGAAAUCAAACCUUUUAUUAGGUGAUGCAGGCUAUGACUGCUUGAUUUCUUUCUUCCCCAAAGUACCAAAAAUUCCCUUGGAUAAAAGAAGGAAUUAUAAGAUCAUAUAUGCUUGUGAUAUAUGGUAUAUGGUAUAUGGUACUAACCCCCUCACGAUGAACUCGUGUUAGGCAUGAAGUCAUAUAGCAAACCUGCCUAAACUUGUUCAUAUUACUACAAGCUUUUGUUGUUUCGUUUGUUUAGUUGUGCUUUGUUUUGUUUUUGAUAGUUUUAGUUUUUGAGGGUUUGAGACAUGAAUACAACAUUGCCGGAGAUGUUACAAUGUUCGGACUUGACGGUGCUCGAGAGGCAAAGGGCUCGCUUGAAAUGGCAAGAGGAACAGUUUCAGCAACAACAACAGCAGCAAAGCUAUUUCAGUGAGUUAAGUUGUGGGGUGUUUUCGAGCCAACCAACCAUGUACAAGGCUUUCAGGGUGGUUUCAUGGGCGGUGCCAGUGGUGACUCGGUGUUACCAGACAUGGUUAUGGCUCGGCAAGUGAAGCCUGACCCUGGUUUAGAGAGUCCCUGGCCUGAGUUGGGGAAGGUUGACAUGGCUGCCAUGGGGUUUGGCCCAUGUGGAUACGGUAAUGGCCCUAGUUUUGACAUGAACCAUGCCAUUUCUAGGACUUCUAGCUAUCCGCCAGCUGUGGUGGCGACCAAAGCGGUGGAGGUCAAGGGUAACUAUGAGAAGAUGGCUUCAGCUGUUGGUAAAGAAAGCUUCAACAAAAGGAAAGCUGAAAAGUUGCAAAACUCAAAUGUUGUUGCAGAAGAGUCCAAGAGGAUCAAAGCUUGUGAAGAUGAAGGAGAAGAGUCGAAAAUUACAGGGCCAAACACCAACAAAAGCAGUAACAACAAGAAGGAAGCUUCUGGUGAUGCUUCUAAGGAGAAUUCAAAGGUUUUUGAGGUUCAAAAGCCUGAUUUUAUCCACGUCUGGGCACGUCGUGGUCAAGCCACUGAUAGCCACAGUUUAGCUGAGAGAGUUAGAAGGGAGAAAAUCGGUGAAAGAAUAAAGUAUCUGCAAGAUUUAGUACCAGGAUGUAACAAAAUCACAGGCAAAGCUGGUAUGCUUGAUGAAAUCAUCAAUUAUGCUCAAUCUCUUCAACGGCAAGUAGAGGUAAAAAAAUAAUGGAGAAAGAACAUAUGGAUUUGUGUAUGAACACAAAAAUUCUUUUUCAUUUCUACUAAUUACUUAACUACUUUGAUACAAUUCAAACACAUA